This is a messenger RNA of Capsella rubella, 688 nucleotides long. RefSeq names its product transmembrane protein 230. Bases 112 to 423 code for a protein of 103 amino acids. The transcript is spliced from 2 exons. The record is from RefSeq and is a predicted model, not a curated record. Gene Ontology annotation, cellular component: endomembrane system. Lineage: Eukaryota; Viridiplantae; Streptophyta; Magnoliopsida; Brassicales; Brassicaceae.
UAAAGGAAGCAAAAAGAGUUUGAUUUCGUCUUCGAGCUUUGCGAUCAUCAGCUUCUUUCUCGCGACCAAAAUCUUUUUCCGGUGAACUUGAAUCGGAGCCUUGCUUAUUCGAUGGCAUACGUCGACCAUGCGUUCUCGAUAUCUGACGAAGACCUAAUGAUUGGGACUUCGUACACCGUCAGUAAUCGACCACCGGUGAAAGAGAUCUCACUCGCCGUGGCUCUUCUCGUGUUCGGAACCUUAGGGAUUAUUUCUGGUUUUUUCAUGGCGUAUAACCGAGUUGGUGGUGAUCGUGGUCACGGGGUUUUCUUCGUUGUACUCGGAUGUCUUCUGUUUAUCCCGGGGUUUUACUAUACACGGAUUGCAUAUUACGCAUACAAAGGAUAUAAAGGUUUCUCAUUCUCAAACAUACCAUCCGCUUAAAAGCCUUAUGAAUCGGCGUCUCUUCUCUCUUACGCAAUGUAUAGGUUGCUUCCGAAAGGGAAGUUUGUUGUUACAUCGCUUACAACCAGUGACUUAAUUAUCCUCUUUAGUGUGAUUUUACAUGACUUGUUAGACCUACGUUUGAUAUGUAUCUCUUUUGGUUUCUCAUUGUCUAUGUUAGAUUCACUAGUCUUUCAUAAACAUCCUUGUAACGUAUAGACCAAGCUAAUCACAUGUGAUGUAAUUGGUGUGUUUACUGUGUUUA